CUAUUUGAAUAAGAAAACUUAGCUAAUUUUAGAGGGCUAUUUUAAAGCCAUUUUCCUAGUUGAAACUGGAUACUACACUCGCGUAAAUUACACCAAAUUUUCCCAAAUUCAGUUUCUGUUUGUUCGUAGCUGUCUAUGUUUCCGCUGUUCCUAACCAAGACUCCUCCAGUACUUGUGUCGCCGGCAUCCAUGUCGGUUACAUAUGUCCGACGUUGUCUCCAUUCUCGCACACCCCGCCGCUUCCUCCACACAGCAAAUCCAUCACCAAAAUCAGCACCCAACUUGUUUUCCGACCCAAUUUUCAAAUCCAAAGUUGAAGAAUUAAUUUCAAAACAGCACUGGUAUAACCUCAAGGAAUUAAUUAAACCUAUUAACCCGUCUUCCUUUCUUGAACUUCUUUUGGAAUCUGGGUUUGAUUCUUCGUCCAUAUUGGGGUUUUUCAGGUGGUCUAAGGUUUACCAUCCUCUUGAAAAUUUAUUUAAACUUCUUGUAUUGUUAGUUAAUGACAAAAAAUACCCAAAGGUUCGAUCUUUAUUGCAUGAUUUUGUUAAAAAUGGGAAGACUCAUUCAGUUUCUUCUGUUUUUCAUACGCUUUUGACAUGUAGUGAUAAUUUCUGUGCUAAUUCUAUUAUUGUUGAUAUGUUGGUAUUAGCUUAUGUUAACAAUGGUAAGUUGGAUUUAGCUUUGGAGGGUUUUAGGAGAGCUGGGGAUUAUGGGUUUAAGUUGAGUGUGUUUUCGUGUAAACCGAUGCUUAAAGGGGUGGUGAAAGAGGGGAAAUUUGAGGUAGGGGAGAACGUGUAUAAGGAGAUGAUUAGGAGGAGGAUUUGGGUUGAUUUGUACACGUUUAAUGUUGUGAUUAAUGGGUUGUGUAAGGCGGCGAAGCUGAAUAAGGCGAGGGAUGUGAUGGAUGAUAUGAAGGUUAGAGGGAUUACGCCUAAUGUGGUUACUUACAAUACGUUGAUUGAUGGGUAUUGUAAGAGGGGUGGGGAUGGGAAGAUGUAUAAAGCGGAUGCGCUUUUGAGAGAAAUGGUGGAGCAGGGGGUGAGUCCAAAUGAGAGAACUUAUAAUAUUCUUAUUGAUGGGUUUUGUAAGGAUGAUAAUGUGGGGGCAGCCGUGAAGGUUUUUAAAGAAAUGCAGCUUCAAGGGAUGAGAAUGGACGUUGUCACGUUUAACUCGUUAAUUUAUGGGCUCUUUGGUGAUGGGAAAGUUGAUGAGGCUCUUGGUUUACGUGCAGAAAUGAUACAUUUGGGGUUGGAACCUAAUAUUCGGACUUAUAAUGUAAUGAUAAAUGGUUUUUCAAAAAUGAAGAUGUUCGGAGAGGCUAAAGAGUUGUUUAAUGAUAUUGUGAAGCAAAGGUUAGAUCUAAAUGUACUAACUUUCAACACAGUUAUUGAUGCUCAUAGUAAGGCUGGCAAAAUGGAAGAAGCAGUCGCUCUUCGUGACCAAAUGUUGAGAAAACUGAUUUGUCCCAACAUUUCAACAUAUAAUUGCUUAUUAGCUGGUUAUUAUCGAGACGGAAAUGUUGGAGCAGCAAAAGAGCUACUAGAGGAAAUGGAGGAGAAGAGUGUGAAGGCUGAUCUAGUAACUUACAACAUUCGAAUAGAUGCAAUGUGCAAAAGGGAAGAAUCAAGAAAGGCAGUGAGACUUCUAGAUGAGAUGUCUGAGAAAAGGUUGUUCCCAAGUCACGUGACAUACAACACUUUGAUGGCUGGCUACUGCCAAGAAGGUAACACCAAAGCAGCUGUUACUAUUAGGAAAAGAAUGGAGAAGGAAGGAAAGCAACCAAAUGUUGUCACUUACAACGUGUUGAUUAAAGGUUUCUGUCAGAAAGAUAAGCUGGAAGAAGCAAAUGCUCUUUUGAAUGAGAUGUUGGAAAGAGGAUUGGCACCCAAUAGAAUUACCUAUGACAUUAUCAGAGAAGAAAUGAUAGACAAGGGAUUCGUCCCUGACAUAGAUGGACACCUCUACAAGGAUAUUGUUAAUUGUUAAUUAUGGUGGAGAAGCUUGAAAAUGGUCUAAUGAAUCGAGUCAUUCUGUUGCGAUUUUCUUCCGGUGGGACAAAAGCAAAAGUCUUUGUGGCUCAUGGUUACAUUGCAAGGUAGAUCAAGGGUUGGUAAUUAUAUUAAAGCCCAUUCAUGGGUGAAAUUCAGUGGAGACUUGUCUGCUUCAUCAUGAAAGCAAUCUUCUGUGCACACAUAGUUGCAACUGUAACAGAAGAUUGGUCUUCCCUCUAUUGUAUUCUAGCUUGCCCGGAGGAAAUCAUAGGCUGGUGCGGUAGCUUUGAUGUUUUCCGUUGAAGUAUGCUUGGGUAAAUUCUCAGCAUGGUCUUAUCAACGUGUAUAAUUAGUUGUCCUUAUAUUUUGGGUUAUAUGCCGUUUGUUUCAUUUUUACGCUGAUAGAUACAUCAUGAGUUUGUUUCUCAAAAAGGUACAUCAUGAGUUUGCAUGGCUCAAGCAUUGCAUGAAAGAUGAUCGUGUGGCCAUUGUUUGCAAAGUCCAAAGUUUGCUGGCGGAUCCUUGGCUUGUUGGCCACCUGUUACUAUGUGAUUUAAGGUGAGUGACAUGCCAAGAGAACACUUGUGCAGCUAGGAGAUCUCCUGCCGAACGCCUUAGCAAUCUAAUCUACAGAACCUGGUAAGACAGUUAGAUCUGAUCUGGUUCUGGGGAAAAUUGUAUGGAUCAAAGUUUCGAUGAGAGAGAUAAUGAAGAGCAUUUUGUUCAAAGAGAACUAUGAGACUGAAGUUGUGGAUUGAAGAGGCAAUCUUUGUUACCUAUUCCAAAGAAAAUGCAGGAUUAGAAGUUAGUAUAAUGUUUUUCCAGUGGAAAAAUUGGUAUUGGAUUUAUGUAAUCUGCCCAGCUUAACAUGAGUAUUUGUUUCGUGGAAUCACCAGGUCUUUCUUCCUCUCACUAAUCUAUUUGGCAGUGUGAAAAUGUAUGAGAAUUCCAAUUAUAUCAAUUUUGUACCAUAUCCACCCCUAA
Messenger RNA from Capsicum annuum, 2978 nucleotides. RefSeq names its product pentatricopeptide repeat-containing protein At1g09820. The record is from RefSeq and is a predicted model, not a curated record. Bases 136 to 1989 code for a protein of 617 amino acids. NCBI's taxonomy places the organism in Eukaryota, Viridiplantae, Streptophyta, Magnoliopsida, Solanales, Solanaceae. The transcript has 3 exons. Gene Ontology annotation, molecular function: protein binding.